This is a messenger RNA of Cylindrotheca closterium, 2508 nucleotides long. The record is from the annotation of a GenBank genome assembly. NCBI's taxonomy places the organism in Eukaryota, Bacillariophyta, Bacillariophyceae, Bacillariales, Bacillariaceae.
AUGAGCAGCAACAAUAACGACGAAGUCCUCUUUGGAGACGCUGAUGAGAAGGCCAAGGCCAAGGCUUCUAUGGGAACCAAUAAGGCUUCGGCACCUGGUGUGGUAGCUGUCAAUGAUGACGACAACGACCGUUCCAGCAGAAGCGGGGACAGCAGUAGGCGGGACAAGCGUAAGAGCAAGCAUCACUCUAGCAGCCGAAGCGACCGCAAUAUCUCUAGCAGCGGCAGGAGUUCCAAGUCUCCCAACCGAAGCAGCACCAGCAGAAGAACCACCAGUUCCAAGAGUCCCCAUAGAUCUUCUUCCAAUAAGCGAGAUCAUCGUGACCACCAUCAUCGUGACCACAAAUCAUCCAAGAGUAGAUCCAACGGCGAACGAAGCAGCAGCAAGCAUCAUUCCAGUGAUGGUGGUGGUGGUGGUUCGCGUUCCAGCAAGCGCCACAGCAGCAGUAGCAGGUCGCCCCCUAGAAGUGACAAGAACGAUCAUGCUGCUAAUACUGCUAAUACUACUACGAUUCCAGAAGUAGAUGUACCCAGCAAGAACGACAAACUGCUCUUUGGUACGGAUCAAGAUGUCAAGGCAAAAGCAGCUGGUGGUGGUGGUGGAAAAGCUACUGCGCCAGGUGUGCAACGGAUUGAGGAAUCGGCCAAACCUACUCAACCUGGCGACAAGGGAUACGUCGAAGAUCCUGUCUUUGCUGGCAAUAAUAACAAUAUUAAUAAUAGAAAAGCCACCACCAAGAGCAGCAAACGCAACAUGACACCUUCGGGCAUUGCGGUUGCAAAAGAUGGCGUCGUUACAGUCGACACGAAGAAGGAUGCGAAUGAUAUGGAUGCCUUGGCGGUUCCAAACGAUCCUCUCGAAAAUGACGACCAAGACCAAGAAGAAGAAAAGGCAAAGUCUAGACAGGACAAGAAAAAGGAAGAAGAGAAAAAGAAAAAGAAGAACAGGUGCAUUCUGAUUCUCAUCUUUGUCUUGUUGCUUCUCAUUGCCGCGGGAGUUGGUGUUUUCUUUGGACUCCGCAGCGGUGACGACGACGACAAUAUCACUGGCACUCAAAGUGCCGUGGAUCCCACCGUGGCACCUGUCGUUCCAACCCAACCACCUUCUGUCGCUCCCUCCAAUUCCCCGACAGAAAUACAAUACGAUCCUCCUAGUGAGGAAGAUUGCCUUGCCAUUUCGAGAAACGAAACCAUUGCGAGACAACAAGGCCUGGAAGAGGUUGACUUUGGCAUUGGCUUUGAUGUCACUCUGUCGGUAGCAGGUAAUAUUACCGGCCCCACAAUCAAAACACUUUUGGAUGCGAUUCAAGAGAAACUCCUUCCACCCUUGGUGGGUUGCGAUAAUGAUGAUGAUAUCAGUCGCCGACGCAACUUGAUUCGAGGAGGGGUCUCUAGGAGGAGGCAGCAAGAAGUCAAUAAUAACGAUCUUGACAACAUUCGAUAUGCAAUUCUAAAUGCCUUUGUCAAUGGUAAAGAAAAACCUGAUGUUGCCUGCCAGAACUCGCCGUCUCCUGAAAAUUGUCACCGGGUCAUGGUGGAUUUGACAGCUAUACUGAAGGGACCUGUCAGGAAACUCGAUAUUAUCCGUUUGAUCUCUGAAGAAUGGAAGAAGGGAAAUAAUUUGGUGGCUCCUUUGGAUCUCGGAGUCCCAUUUUUGGAAGUGAUCAUGUAUAACGUCGUGGAAGUGGAACCCACCAAUGCUCCAAGCUUCAUGCCCACGGAUCGUCCAAGUCUUUCACCAUCGGGGACUCCCUCGGAGAUGCCAUCGGCAAGGCCAUCAAAUGUUCCAACCUUUGUGCCCUUUCCGGGAUCCACACCACGUCCAACUCCAUCACCCACACCACCACCGACGGGUGUCCCAUCAACUGCCCCAACCAGAAGACUUACUGCUGCUCCGUCCACUCCUGCUCCAACACUAGCCCCAAUAGUUGGACCAACACUUCCACCCACUCCGGGACCAACGCUGCCGCCAACCCCUGUACCGACAUUGGUAUCCGGUCCAACCAAUGCUCCUGUUGCGGGAUCGACAUUGGCACCAACAACAACUCCAGUGGUUGAAUCGACGCCAGCACCAACUUUGGCCCCAGUGGUUGAAUCGACGCCGGCUCCUGUAUCCGACCCAACCACUGCUCCAGCUGGAGUAACUACACCCGGACCAACACUCACACCAGCGCCAACACCGGCACCAACUUUGGCUCCAGUGGUUGGACCAACCCCUCCUCCGACGGCGGCGCCGACAUCUCCACCAACGCUGUCGCCCUCCAAAUCACCAACGGUUGCACCGAGUGCACCUCCAACAGUCACACCAAGUCUGGUACCAUCUUCCAGUCCGUCCAAACAGCCAAGCAAGAAACCAACCCCCAGUCCAACAACAGCAAGACCAACGAAAAAUCCAACUCCCACACCAACAACAGCAAGACCAACCGGGAUUCCAUCUGCCAGUCCAACAAUAUCACCUGCCCCUACAGAACGACCUGCAAUUAUUUGUAUCGGUCUUGUGUGCGUCUAA